Gadus morhua (Atlantic cod) is the source of this 990-nucleotide messenger RNA. RefSeq lists its product as uncharacterized. The annotation marks the transcript as partial. Lineage: Eukaryota; Metazoa; Chordata; Actinopteri; Gadiformes; Gadidae. The transcript is spliced from 3 exons. The record is from RefSeq and is a predicted model, not a curated record.
AUGUCGCUUAGUACUCACCCAGAGUUCGACGUCCGACAAGGAAGCCAUUCCUCUACUCCUACCAUAUCACGCAAGGAUCCAGUUAAAGUCAGCUUCUCGGGCUUCCCGGCCAAGCCCGGGAAGCCCGGGCUUGGCCGGGCUUCCUCAGAACUCCUCGACCAACAAGAUGUCCCAGUGGAAGUCGGCUCAUCAAGGGAGGAAAUCCUGCAGGUAGCCGACGCAGCUUCGGGGAACCCUCAACACGCACCCCCCUCUCCACUGUCCGCUCCCAAUGCCGCUGCUAAUGCUGCCGCUGGCACCGCUGCUGCUGCUGCCGCAGCUGCGGCUAAAAGAAAACAACCCGUCGUCACGGUGCCCUUCCACUUCCUGCCUGAGCACCCCGGCGUGCAACCAUCGGCCUCGGCUUCCUCCGCCAACACAGCCUACGCACCAGCCGUGUGUCUAGCCAUCCUGCCUACUGCCGCCUCCGCGCUCGGCGUCAUCCUGGACAACACCCUCUCAUUCGCACCCCAUAUUCACAACAUCACCCGGACUGCAUUCUUCCACCUCCGCAACAUCGCCAGACUCCGCCCAUCACUGACCCAAUCCAGCGCUGAAAUCCUAGUUCACUCAUUUGUCACAUCACGCAUAGACUACUGCAACGCCCUCCUCACCGGACUCCCCACCAAACUUAUCAACAGACUGCAGAUCAUUCAGAACUCAGCCGCCCGGAUCAUCACCCGCACCAAAUCAUCUGACCACAUCACCCCUGUCCUCAUUCAACUUCACUGGCUACCAGUACACUACCGCAUCCAAUACAAAACCCUACUCCUCACCUACAAAGCUCUGCACAACCUAGCCCCCAGUUAUCUCCGCGACCUCCUCCAAGAAUACACUCCCUCCCGCUCCCUCCACUCAACCUCUGCUGGACUACUAUGUAUCCCCACAUCACGACUCACUUCAAUGGGUGCCCGGUCAUUCAGCUGUUCAGCACCCAGGCUCUGGAACUCC